Molecule: messenger RNA, 1323 nt
Organism: Brettanomyces nanus
Lineage: Eukaryota; Fungi; Ascomycota; Pichiomycetes; Pichiales; Pichiaceae
Exons: 2
Coding region: 1-1323 (440 amino acids)
Biological process (GO): signal transduction
Cellular component (GO): cytoplasm; nucleus; nucleotide-activated protein kinase complex
Molecular function (GO): protein kinase binding
Source: RefSeq, a predicted model, not a curated record
AUGACUUAUACUCAUCCCUCUGGAACCAUUGUAACCAUCAAUAAACAAGAGGAAAAUACAUCAUCAUCAUCAUCGUUGUCGUCAUCGUCAGAAGCCACGAAACGUCACAUGAUGUCGCAACAAAUGCAACCUUCGUCCACCAACAACACGCAGAUUUCGUCGAUAGACUCGUAUCAGGGCACAAACUCGUCCACUGCUGAUGAUCUAUCUGCUAAGGAUGUUUCUAUGGCUGAUUUACAGCGGGAACAAUCUCUGGACUACAGUUCUAGAAGAUGCAGUGCGCAGUAUAUAGAGGACGCAAGUUCCAAUGAAAGGGGCUCUUCUAGCUCAUCAUCCGCGUCGUCAACUCCGGGGCAGCAGUCGACUUCUACCACUCCCAUGCAACUUGGAAGACGAUCGACGCUUAUUUUUGAUGACAAUAUGGACGAAGAUAUGCCCGUUUUGAGUCAUAAUGAAGAUGCCGAUGACGAUGGGAAGUUGCAGCAGCAACAACAGGAGCAGCUUCAACAACGGCUUCAACAGGAGCAACUAGUACAGCAGCAACAACAACGACUACCGCAGCAACCACCACAGCCGAUUCUGGUUCCUACAAUAUUUAAGUGGACCGAAGGUGGAAGUAAAGUAUUUGUAAUGGGAACGUUUACCGGAUGGAGAAAGAUGAUAGCACUCAAUGGGCCUUCUCCGACAGAUGGAUCCUUCAGCGUUCAAAUAGCACUUCCUCCCGGUAUGCACCGGUUCAAAUUCGUGGUUGAUAACGAAGUGAAAUGCUCGAAUUUUAUACCCACUGCUACAGAUACAUCUGGACAUUUUGUUAAUUAUCUAGAGAUAAUCCCGUCAGAAAAAGAACUUUAUCCUGAGCUGAACAGAACCAGUUCUAAAGCAUCUUUGAAGUCUACAGGAUCGAAGUUGGGGCUCACCAAAGAUGACGACGAUAUGGGUAAUGGUUAUACUAGAUAUCAUGAAGAUCUGAAACCUGUAUCCAGGAAAAAUGCCGAAUACACCAACUUAAUUCCACCGAUCUUUACAGAUCCUAAAGUGAUGGAGGAGUAUUAUGUGACUCUUGAUAAUAGCCAGAAGAGUGGAGGACACAAUCAGCAAUGGCUUAUACCACCUCAGCUUCCACCCCACUUGGAGAAUGUGAUCUUAAAUAGCUACAACAGUAACGAUAAGGAAAACACCUCCGGAGCUUUGGGUAUACCUAAUCACGUGGUUCUCAACCAUUUGGCCACCACUUCAAUUAAGCAUAGUACAUUGGCAGUGGCAUGUGUUAUUAGAUACAAGAGGAAGUAUGUCACCCAGAUAUUGUAUGCACCAUUACAGUAA